This is a messenger RNA of Vespula vulgaris, 1773 nucleotides long. RefSeq names its product RNA-binding protein 1 (gene Rbp1). Gene Ontology annotation, cellular component: nuclear speck. Gene Ontology annotation, molecular function: RNA binding. Lineage: Eukaryota; Metazoa; Arthropoda; Insecta; Hymenoptera; Vespidae. The record is from RefSeq and is a predicted model, not a curated record. The transcript has 6 exons. The coding region runs from base 583 to 1275 and encodes 230 amino acids. Gene Ontology annotation, biological process: mRNA splicing, via spliceosome.
GUAAUAACUUAUAAAUAAUAAAAAGUAUAUACGAACAAACAAACAAUUAGGAUAAAUUUGACAUACGAAAACUGUGAGAAUAAUAAAUGAGUAACAUCGAUAGCGUCGGUUUAGUUCAAUACAAUCAUUUCGUAAAUACUUUUUUUUUCUCUAAAAAUCAUUAUUAUUAUACAUUUGUACCAUUGGCAAGGAUAGAUUGUCUGAAAACCGGAAGUGUAUCUUUAUGAAGAUUUUCCAUGAAGAUAUACGAUACAAAAAUAACUCGAUCUUUAUCACCGUAAAUCGUAAUGUAGCCACGACGCUGCGGCUUGGUAUAUUAAUACAACAUGGCGACAUUCCGAUUGCUUUUUAGCAUAUCAGUUAACUUUUGUAUUUUUGCGUGAUAUUGAUUCAAUUCAAUGCUGUAUAAUAUAAGGAUCGAUUAAAGUUCGUCUUGACUCAACGGCAUAGAACAUCUGUAUAGUGAAUUCCGAUGUCCAAAAAUUUUAUCAUAACCGGUCGAUAUAUUCGUCAGGAACGGACGAAUGCGUAAUUAUCGAAUUUCUUUCACGAUUAACAUCAAUCAAACAAAACUCAUAAAAUAUGUCACGUUAUCGAGAGUGGGAGAUUUCCUGCAAAGUCUACAUCGGUAAUUUGGGCAGUAGUGCAAGCAAACAUGAAAUUGAAAGUGCAUUCAGUAAAUACGGUCCGCUUAGAAACGUUUGGGUUGCUAGAAAUCCACCUGGAUUUGCAUUUGUGGAGUUUGAAGAUCCACGAGAUGCCGAAGACGCUGUAAGAGGAUUAGAUGGAACACGUUGCUGUGGUACAAAAGUUAAAGUAGAGAUGUCCACUGGGAGAAGGCGACAUAGUGGUGGUGGUCGCAGGCCAGGUCCACGAUACUCCAGGUCCAGAUCUCGCAGUCCUCGUAGGAAAUCUCUGGGUCGUUAUCCAAGGUCUUGGUCAAGAAGUCCGCGAAGAUCACCCAUAAACAGAUAUUCCAGAUUCUACCAGCGUCAGCUCCUAGCUCUUCUCGUCUCCCCGCCACUACUACUACUACUACUACUAGUACUACUACUACUACUACUACUACUACUACUACUACUACUACUACUACUACUACUACUACUACUACUACUACUACUACUACUACUACUACUAGUAUUACUACUACUACUACUACUACUACUACUACUACUACUACUACUACUACUACUACUACUACUGCUACUGCUACUACUACUACUACUACUACUACUACUACUACUACUACUACUACUACUACUACAGCCACCGUGAAAAAAAAAAUUGUUUAGCAAUCGAAACUGAACAAAAAAAAAAAAAAAAUAUGCCUGCCUGCCCACUAACUUCCCAACCAGUCACCAUCAGUCACCACCAAGUCACCGGUAGGAGCCAGGUCGUCAGUCACUUGACAGUCCGAUGCUGUCCGUCAGUCCGUCACUCCGUCUGUUCCCCUUCAAAAAGACUUCUUCGGGCUACCUCAACCUCUAGCGGCUAGGAGCAUCGUGAAUCCAUCGAACAGCCGACGCGAUACGAAUACUUCUGUCAAAAUCUCGACGCGUCAGUCCGUCCGUCCGUCCCAACUUCUACUACUACUGCUACUACUACUACUACUACUACUACUACUACUACUACUACUCGUCCACCAUCACGUUAAACUUAGCCGACAACGCGACCGCCACUUCUCUUCGACCAAGCAAAGCAAAAUGAUCACCUACACACCAUCCUACCACCACCCAACCAAGUACCACCACCACCACCAACCACCACUACAUG